AUGGCUUGGUCUGUCCAUUCCUUUAAGAGUAACGAUAUUGAAGGAUGUAAAGGAUGGAUUGUAGAGGGGAGCUAUGGUUACCACGUCUCCCCUUUCCACCGGCCAAGAACGCCUCCUUCUAUUGGUUGCUUUCGCCGAGGCAGGCGGCUAUUGGCCAUUGGCGGGGUUCGUCCGUCCCCAUCCUUUCCCUUUCCGUUCCUUUCCAGUCCCCGGAGAAGGAGUCCAGGAAGGAUUACUCCUCACCGGCUCUGCCGGCUGAGGAGCUGCCGGGACGGAGCUGGGCCGUUCGCGGGCGGAGACAACGCGUCAUGUGGCGGCGGCGGGGGUGGGGGCCGUGGAGCGGGGCUGCUCAACCGCUUCGUGAAGCUCUGCGGGCCGCCGCACCUGCCAGGUAAGAAGAAAAUACGAUGGGACGCUGUUAGGAGAUGCUUCACUCAGUCCUGUCCCAUCCUAAGGAUCCCUAAAAGGUUUUUGAGAGGUCACAGAGCUCCACCGCCACGAAGUGGACAUCGAUGUGUGGCAGAUAAUACCAAUCUGUAUGUAUUUGGAGGUUAUAACCCAGAUUAUGAUGAGUCAGGAGGACCAGAGAAUGAAGAUUAUCCUCUCUUCAGGGAGCUUUGGAGGUACCACUUUGCUACAGGAGUAUGGCAUCAAAUGGGCACAGAAGGUUACAUGCCCAGAGAGCUGGCAUCUAUGUCACUUGUAUUGCAUGGAAACAAUCUGUUGGUGUUUGGAGGUACUGGCAUUCCCUUUGGUGAGAGCAAUGGAAAUGAUGUCCAUGUUUGCAAUGUAAAAUAUAAACGGUGGGCACUUCUCAGCUGUAGAGGGAAGAAGCCCAAUCGGAUUUAUGGACAGGCAAUGGCUAUUAUAAAUGGCUUCCUUUAUGUCUUUGGAGGAACAACUGGCUAUGUGUACAGUACAGACCUACAUCGGUUAGACCUGAAUACACGGGAAUGGAUACAGCUAAAACCAAACAACCUUUCUUGUGAUCUGCCAGAAGAGAGGUAUAGACAUGAAAUUGCACAUGAUGGGCAGAGGAUAUACAUCUUGGGAGGUGGGACUUCCUGGACAGCUUAUCCCUUAAAUAAGAUUCAUGCAUACAACCUUGAAACGAACACGUGGGAGGAAAUUGCAACAAGACCCCAUGAAAAAAUAGGUUUCCCUGCAGCCAGAAGAUGUCACAGUUGUGUACAAAUAAAAAGUGAUGUAUUUGUUUGUGGUGGUUAUAAUGGAGAAGUAAUUCUGGGAGAUGUCUGGAAAUUGAGUCUGCAAACUUUCCAGUGGUUAAAGCUUCCAGCUGUUAUGCCUGAGCCAGUUUAUUUCCAUUGUGCAGCUGUUACACCAGCUGGUUGCAUGUACAUUCAUGGAGGAGUGGUGAACAUCCAUGAAAAUAAACGGACUGGUUCAUUAUUUAAGAUAUGGCUGGUGGUGCCCAGUCUUCUGGAACUGUCAUGGGAGAAACUACUUGGGGCCUUCCCUCACUUAGCAAACCUCUCCCGGACACAACUUCUGCACCUUGGACUCACACAGGGACUCAUUGAGCGGUUGAAAUGAGGAUUUCUGGACUGUUCAUUCACCCUGGAAAUAAUAAUUUAAAGAGACUUCUUUCUCUAUUUAUGAGCAGCGUGGAGUGUCCUACCAAGAGGACUGAGUACCCUGAUCAAGGCCUUACUCAGAAAAUACAUCCGAUGCCUUUCUGUAAAUUUGUUUUUAAGUUUAUGGAAAUGUGUGAAUUUCCCCUUAUGCUGCUUCUCCCUCUUCCUUUCCCCUUUCCC
Gracilinanus agilis (Agile Gracile Mouse Opossum) is the source of this 1775-nucleotide messenger RNA. RefSeq names its product kelch domain containing 10 (gene KLHDC10). The transcript is spliced from 12 exons. Gene Ontology annotation, biological process: positive regulation of stress-activated MAPK cascade. Bases 1 to 1554 code for a protein of 517 amino acids. The record is from RefSeq and is a predicted model, not a curated record. NCBI's taxonomy places the organism in Eukaryota, Metazoa, Chordata, Mammalia, Didelphimorphia, Didelphidae. Gene Ontology annotation, molecular function: protein binding.